ACAGACAAACAGACAGACAGCAGCAGACGACGCGAUCAGCUGUUCCUGUCAAAACAAACAUGGCGGGCGAGGUGGACCCUUCCUGCAACCCCGUGGAAUUAAUGGGGCAGGAUGCUUGUAACCCGAGUGGCAUGUAUGGGGUGGAGAGAGAGACGGAGGGUGGUGAGGAGGAGGCUGGCAGCAUCCACAACUCAGAGCCCACGGCACGCAGCACGGCAGACUCCGACUUCUCCACCUUUGAUAUUGUUAAGGCCACACAGUACGGGGCGUUUGAGCGGUGCAAGGAGCUGAUCGAGGGCGGUUAUGACAAACAAGAGGGACGGGAGAAUGUCACACUCCUUCACUGGGCCGCCAUCAAUAACAGGAGAGAGAUUGUGAGGUACUACAUCUCCAAGGGUGCGGUGGUGGAUGCUGUGGGUGGGGAGCUCAUGUCAACACCAAUGCACUGGGCCACAAGACAAGGGCACCUGGGCAUGGUGGUGUUGCUGAUGAAGCACGGUGCGGACUCAGCCAUGCGAGACGGCGAGGGGUGUUCUUGCAUCCACCUGGCGGCACAGUUCGGCCACACGGCCAUCGUGGCAUACCUGGUGGCCCGCGGCGCCAACGUCAACCUCAUGGACAAGAACGGCAUGACGCCCCUAAUGUGGAGUGCCUACAGAGUCACCAGCCUGGACCCAACCCGGCUGCUGCUGACAUUUGGGGCCAGCACCUCCAUGGCGGACCGUCUCCAUGGCAACACAGCGCUGCACUGGGCCGUCAUCGCAAAGAACCACAUGGCCGUUAGUGUGCUGGUCAACCAUGGUGCCAAUGUGGAUAUUGCCAACGCCAGGGGAGAGUCAGCGUACAGUCUCAUCAUGAAGAGAAAAACACAGUGGCUGGACAAGAAGGUGCUGGAGAAAAUACAGGAGAUGCAGAAGUCCUCGCGCAAUAUUUGUUACCGAAUUUCCAACGACAAGACACUGAGGUACUGGACCAUGAUGGGGACUCCCUUCUUGGUGUUCUAUGUCGUCGGUUUGGUCCUGCAGCUCAAUCUUCUCUACGUGCUCAAGAUCGGCAUUUUCACCGCACUCUACAUCAUCAUCUAUGGCGUGUCCCGCAUUCUCUUUGACGAGCGGCUUAUGACUGUCAUGCCCAUGGCCGUCUAUCUCGCCACCAAGUUCUGGUGCUACGUGACGUGGGUUCUGUACAUCCAUGAGUAUGCCGGGCCGAGCACCACAGGCCUCUUCUUCCUCUCCUCGCUGCUGCUGUGGUACAACUUUGUGAGGGCGUGGCGUGGCGAUCCAGGAGUCAUCACCGCAGACCAGGCCCAGAAGUACCAGACGAUCAUUGAGCUGGCAGAGAGGGAUGGCUUUGAUCCCCAGUGGUUCUGCUCGACCUGUCUGGUGCGUCGGCCAAUCAGAUCCAAGCAUUGUUCAGUGUGUAACAGAUGCAUCGCUAAAUUUGACCACCACUGCCCCUGGGUCGGAAACUGCAUAGGCGCCAACAACCUCAAGUACUUCAUAGGGUACCUGGUGAUGCUGUGUGGGAUGAGCUGCUUCAUGGUGCAAGGCUGUUUCUACUACUGGAAUGGUGCCUGCAGUGUGUUCUUCCUCAAGCAAGGCAUCUGGUCAAGUCUGGGGGCGGUGUGCACAUGUGAGCCGUGGGUGGCCUGGGUGGCUGCCAAUGCUGUGCUCCACGCCGCCUGGGUUGCCACGCUGCUGGGAUGUCAACUCUAUCAGGUGUUGAUCCUGGGCAUGACCACUAACGAGCGUAUGAACUGCUACAGGUACAAGCAUUUCCAGGUCGGUAAGAAGGGCGAGGUCAGGUCACCGUUCCACCGUGGGGUGUGGCGAAACCUGCAGGACCUCCUUGACUGGACGUGCUUUGGCCUUCUCAAGCCUGACAAGACUGACUGGCUGAGAGUUUACACCUUAGCCGAGUCCUCAGAAGACAAGCAGCCUCUCCUCUCUCAGUCUGACAUGUACCAGUAUGUUUAAACCCCAAGCAGGAUGUUCAUUAUUACCUUUACCACUACCUAUCUCAGCUCUCGGCCACAGGAAGGUAGCUGGUAUCCUCGCGUCCUGUUUCCUCAUGUCCUCGGCGAUCUAGUGUGCGUUUUUUUAGAGUCUCCUUGGUGUUGAAGUGCCCAGGAAGUCUUCAUUUAGUUGCUGAUAGUGUGUUUUUGUGUUGUGUUGUGUUAUUUAUUUGUUUUUUUUGUUAUUUAUAUCCUCCUGAGUUGCUGUGUGGGGGAUUUUCAAAGUUAGUGAUUGUUUUUAUGGGUAUUUAAGUCAAUUUUCCGGCGCCAAGUCUUUCUAAAGGUGUAGUGAAAGUUGUUGAAUUAAUGCAUCUUAUAUUACAGGUGUUUUUAAGAGUACACUUCACUCUCUAGCCAGAAAUUUGCUGUAAAGAUAUAGUGGAAGUUGUUUAGAGAAGUGUGUCUUAUGUUAGAGGUGUUUUUGAGGGCAUUUCAAUCACUCCAUAGCCCUGAAACUCCUCUAAAAAUGUGUUGAAAGUUGUUUGAAAGAACAUCUUAUAUUUGAGGUGUUUUUAGGGAUAUGUAAAGUAACUGGUAUGGCCCAAAAUUGUAGUAAGAAUAUGAGAAAAGUUAUUUUGAAAGACAUCUUAUAUUUGAGGUGUUUUUAGGGACAUGUAAAAUAACUUGUAUGGCCCAAAACUGCAGUAAGAAUAAGAGGAAAGGUAUUUUAAAAGACUGUUAUAUUGAAGCUGUUCUUGAGGGUAUUUCAAUCACUAGUAUGGCUUCUUAAUACUGCCUUACAUAUACACAGAAAGUCAAACAGCAUAUCUCGUGUUUACCAUCAUUUGUUCUGGCUAUUUAAAUCAUAUAUGAGAUGUAAAAAAGCACAUAAUUUGUUAGGAGAUAUUUUCAAGGCAAUUUUAACCUAUUAUACCCCAAAAAAUCACUAGAAAUUGACAAACUUGAGAAAUUUUGAUGUAUUUCCUUCAGGGAGAGAAAGCAGCUGAAAAGUGACUUCUCUGUUAUGCGUUUGUAUGUGUGUUUGUCUGUUUUCCCAGCCGAGGUGAACGGACGCUUGUGUUAUGGGACGCCGGGAUGCUGUGUUGGUCAUCGUGCGUUUGUGUUGUGACGUUGGUUGGCGUUUAGUUGACCAGAGGGUGUUUUGUGUUGUGUCCCGUGUUUGGCUGUUUGGCGCUGGAUUGUGACUAAGAGGACGUGAUUUAUUUACAAGAGUGUUUUUCCGUUUGCAAUUUGUCUGUUAGUGUUCUGCGUCUGUGUGUGUGUGUGUGUGUGUGUGUGUGUGUGUGUGUGUGUGUGUGUGUGUGUGUGU
This is a messenger RNA of Portunus trituberculatus (swimming crab), 3284 nucleotides long. It is a transcript of the gene Hip14, whose product is annotated as palmitoyltransferase ZDHHC17-like. The record is from RefSeq and is a predicted model, not a curated record. Gene Ontology annotation, biological process: protein palmitoylation. Gene Ontology annotation, molecular function: palmitoyltransferase activity; protein binding. Lineage: Eukaryota; Metazoa; Arthropoda; Malacostraca; Decapoda; Portunidae. Gene Ontology annotation, cellular component: Golgi membrane.